Messenger RNA from Dipodomys ordii (Ord's kangaroo rat), 444 nucleotides. Its product is annotated as leucine-rich repeat-containing protein 56-like. NCBI's taxonomy places the organism in Eukaryota, Metazoa, Chordata, Mammalia, Rodentia, Heteromyidae. The record is from RefSeq and is a predicted model, not a curated record. The annotation marks the transcript as partial. The transcript has 4 exons.
GCAUUCCAAGGCUACAACUACAGGGCAGAGGUGAGGAAGCUCAUCCCCCAGCUGCAUACCCUAGACGACAUACCUGUCACACACACCAACCUGCCAGACACCCAGAAGCUGAACCAGGACUGGUUCAUGGUGAAGGAAGCCAUCAGAGAGAGCAGCCUGCUGGACAGUCUCCUGCCCCGGCUAGAUCACUCCCCCGGAGCCACCCUGCAGAAUCUUGACCCGGUGCUGCCCCUGGCAGAGACCCCGCCCUGGUCCCUGUCUCUGCUGGUCCCGGGGGGACCCCUGCCUGAAGACCUGCUUCCUGAGGACCCAGCCCCAGGAGACCAUGCCAGCAACCUCACCCACGGUGCCUGGCAAGUCCUCUGUGGGAACCCCACCAAAGGCCUGCGAGAGCGUAGACACCAGUGCCAGUACCCUCCCCCAUAGGAAGGUGUCACAGAAGAA